Molecule: messenger RNA, 1221 nt
Organism: Talaromyces rugulosus
Lineage: Eukaryota; Fungi; Ascomycota; Eurotiomycetes; Eurotiales; Trichocomaceae
Exons: 1
Coding region: 1-1221 (406 amino acids)
Biological process (GO): U4 snRNA 3'-end processing; U5 snRNA 3'-end processing; nuclear polyadenylation-dependent rRNA catabolic process
Cellular component (GO): nuclear exosome (RNase complex); cytoplasmic exosome (RNase complex)
Source: RefSeq, a predicted model, not a curated record
AUGGCAGCCAGUGCUACAGCCGGAGCUCCGGUUAUACCAGGUCCUUCACCACCGUCGCUGUCCCUCCCACCUUCUCAAUUCGCGCGCCUGCAACCUCACGCCUAUCUUCUUGCUCACCUGUCGCCGCCUCCUUCGAGUCAACAAUCGCCGCUACGAGCCAACGGCCGCAAGCCGCUAGAGUUUAGGGCAACGUCUGCCAACUCUGGCUCCUUAACACACACUAACGGCAGUGCUGUCGUCAGGAUAGGAGACACUGCUGCAGUAUGCGGGGUCCGCGCCGAAAUCCUACACACAGAAGACAUUGCGUCUUGGGGAGUUUCUGCACCUUUUAGCGGAACAAAACGAAGAAAGACCCAGCCAGACAAUGAUGAUAGCGGCGAGGACGACGAAGAUGAAGAUUGCGAUGACAGCCAAAUCAGGGACCUCAACCUUGUCGUCCCAAAUCUUUCUUUGAGCACAGGGUGUGCGCCUGGCUUCAUUCCAGGUGCACCUCCAUCAGCCCUGGCGCAGUCGCUCUCACACCAACUCCUAUCGAUGUUGCACAGCUCCAAUAUUGUACGCGCAGAUGAUCUACGAAUAUGGUACCACCCCCCAGACUUUGACGCCAUUGGGCGUCAAGAGGCGGGCCAAGAUACCGAAAUGGAAACGGAUACCGCGGGGGACGAAGACUCAGUAAGUCCCGAACCAGAAAUUAGGGGGUUCUGGGUACUCUAUAUCGACGUGAUGAUGAUUUCACUUUCUGGGAACCCUUUCGACGCAGCAUGGGCUGCUGUUCUUGCUGCUUUGCGCGACACACGACUACCCAAGGCUUGGUGGGAUGUGGAUAAUGACAUGAUCCUGUGCUCGGAUGAAGCUUCGGAAGCGAAGAAGCUCAACCUUCGUGGUCUUCCAAUCGCAAGCUCGUUCUCUGUCUUCGAGGCAGAUGCUGCCGCAGACUGGCGUGCCGUCGUCCUUCCGGACGCUGAAAAUGGCAUAGCCAAACAAACAUCUAGUGAGCAAAAGACAUGGAUCUUGGCUGAUCCAGAUGGCUUCGAAGAGAACUUGUGCCAGGAGCGGAUAUGUAUCGUAAUUGAUCAAGAUGAGAAAAAGGGUGUGACAAAGAUUGUCAGCAUGGAGAAGAAUGGAGGCCUGUCUGUUGGCCGUGACGAUCUCCGGACGUUGGUUGAUAUUUCUACGCAGAGACAGAAACAGGUCAAGGCGAUACUACAAGGGUUACAAUGA